UUAUUUUUCUUUGGAUUCCGAACCCUUUAAUAUUGAAACUGAGAAUGUAUAAUAUAAAUAAAAUCAGUGCUGAAGAAGAUUCUGAAGAUAAUUCAGAUGAUAACUUAAAAAUUGUAAUAGAAUCACCAAACAGUAAACGUAAAACACCACCAAAACCGACCGAAUCUGAAAAAUUGAUAAUCGAAAGUAUCGAAGAUGAACUUCAAAGAAGACUAGAAGAAAAAGCAGCCAAAACAAAGUUGAACGCAAUACAUGUUAAAAAUAUAAUCAAACAUGUAGUUACAAAUGAACACGUUUUAGCAUUAGUGAAGAAAGCAGAAAACCCUACCGGAUGUAAUGAGUCGAUUCCCUAUGAACCUAAACUAACAAGAGCGAAAGCCAAAGAACUUUUGUCAUCGGUAGCAAUUGCUCCAAUGCCGUGGACAACAUCGAAACCUACAUCCGAGGUUCAAGCUUUAUUUACAGAAGAAUUGCAGGAAGAUUCUUCAGGAGAUGAAUAUAUUCCUGGGGAAGAGGAGAGUGAAGAUGAUAGAGACAGUUCAAUUAUUAGUGACCCUCCUUCAGUUCCACCUCCAACACCACCUACUCCUUCAGCAAACAUUGAUUCUUAUACACAGACAAAUUGGACCGAUGAUGGAGUUUUUAAAAUACCCCCAAAUAAAUCGAAAGAAGAGGUUGAGGAAGAAGCAAAUAUUGCGCGUCGUACGAGAUCCAAACUAUGUCUCAGUUCAACACCAUUGGAAGUUAUUGAGGAAGCUUUUAUACCACCUGAUAUUACCACAGAUAUGUAUGAUAUGCAUUGUGAUAAUGAUGAUUGGAUGGAUUUUCUUAAGAAGUUCACAAGACCUCUGGACGAAGUUGCAAAAGCUACUGAAGAUGAGGAACAAGACCCGGAAUAUAAUAUAUUAGCUGACGAAGAAAUAGACAAAAUAGAUAAAGAAGAAUUAAGAGUCGAUAAGGCUGUCAAAGUAACUAGAAAAGAGCUUAACGAUUUAAUAGCUGAACUUCUUGAAUGUUCCGAAAUUUGUAAUUUACCUGAAAUGGAAAAGAAAGCUAAAAAUAGCAAUUUUGAUUGCAAUGGAAAUGAUCAAUCUGAAGCCCCAAAUUAUUCUGAGAGGUCAAAAAGUGUAGAUAACAGAAAGGAGGAAGUACUUCCUAACGAGAGUGUAACGGUUGUAAUUAAUGAAUCGGACAAUUUUGAAGAAGAGGAAGAUAAUUUCAUAAAACGAAGCCAAAUUCCCCUUUUGCUGCAACAAAUGAGACAACAUGUUCAACUCAUUACACAAAAUUUUAUUUUGACAUAUGAACAUCCAGAGUUGCAUCAUUAUUCUAUACAGUUAAAAGAAUAUUUGCUGAAUUUAAAAUUUUUGUGUGAAGAAAAACAGAAGUCUGCAUUUUAUGCAUUAAAUUUAAUGAAGGCAUUACAGUUAGUGGAGUACUGGCAAAAAUUACUGGCAACAAACAACAAUGCAGUUAAAGACAUGAAAAGGCACAUUGAAAAGACCAUGGCAGAAUGUAUUCAACAUAAACAGAGUGGGAAUAGUUAUAUACCAACAUUCCCUCUACUAAUUUUGGAGACAAUAUCAAACAGUGAUGUCUUUCUAUAUCCAUCACUCUUGCCCAAGAUACCGUUUAAACCAAAUACACUAUUUCCCAGACACACUACUUUCACUGAUUCUGAAGAUCAAUUAAUUGCUUUAGGUUGGGAGCAGUUUGAGUCAUUACUUAAAAAAGAUCGGAAGAAUCUUACUAAAUCUAACGAUGUUAGAUUAAAAGUUAUUUCUUCCUAUAUACAAGAAUAUAUUAUGCCUCAAAAAGAUAUGUAUAAAAUAUAUAAUCAUAUCCUUUUUUAUAAACAUCCCCGAUGUCGAAAUAAUCCCUUAAAAUAUUACUACCAGUAUAGGAAAGCACCACCAGUAGUUCAUUUUGUUUCUCCUUUACAUGAGCUACAAGUUCUGCCUCCUUGUAAAAGAUUGGCUAAUCAACUACCUUAUCAAUGGAAAGUGUUCAAUUAUCCAAAUGUGAAUGUUACUUCAGCUACUUCGGCACAAAUAUCAACUGCUCCUCAGUUAUCGGCGACACAAGUAAAUCCAACAACAGAAGUAAUACCAGCAACAUUAAAUAUAGGAGUAUUGCAACCUCUCAGUACAAUAAUUACACCAAUAACUGUAAAUUUAGAAAAGUCGGUAUUGUCACAGAAACUUGUUACUUCUACACCUAUUUUUCCAAAUCGGCGAAAAACAUUUCUACCACGUAAGAGAAGAAAGUUAUGUCCAAAGGUGAAAAAGGUCCGUUACAAAAUUAUAGAUCCCAUAUCUAAAUUUGUGGAAUGUUUAAGUCGACCAUCAAUAAUAAACCGAUUAUUUACAUUUCACAGUGACUUUACAGAAUUUCCGUAUGUGGAAGAAAGCAAUUGUAUAAAUAAUUUUUUGUUGAAGACUUCACUGAAUACCAUGUUACCUAGCAUGCCCAGUCUCGGUACACCAAUAAAAAAAUCUUUCCAGAAUGAGGCAUCGUCUAAUGUUACAAAUGUAGACAAAAAUGACAAAAUUCUUACAAAUGUCAUAGAUGGCAAAAGUGAGAAGAGGAAAAAUGUUCUUCCUGAAGUCUCAACUAUAAGUAGUAGUAGUUUUCAGCAAGCAGGUUCAAGUACUGAAGUGGAAUUUUGCAGACCUACAGAUAAUUGUCAGGCAGUUACUUGUAAAUCAGAAUCCAAUGUAAAUUUCUCAUUGGCUAAUCAAGAAGUCCCUUCUCGUAAUACUAUUCAAGAUGCUACCAGUUUAGAGAAGGAUAAUCCUGAACAUACUAGUAGCUCAACAGUGAAACCCCCAGGAAAGAAAGAACCUUCAGGAGCUGAGAAAAAACGUGCAAAGCUAAGAAGAGAAUUUCUUGCUAAUAUUUCAGUUUGCACUCCUGAAGAUACUGAAAUUGAGAAGCAAAAAAGUGAAAUGUUUGCUCUGGCUUAUUACGAUAAAAUGAGGGAGACUCUAGAAUUAGAAGAAUAUCAUAAAAUAAUGCAGAUUUUAAAUGAUCACGAGGAAGGUGAUGCUGUAGAUUUAUACAAGAAAAUUGAAAAGGUACUUGUCCCAAAGUAUCAAGAAUUGGCUGAAGAAUUUCUGUUGUUUUUAAGAGAAAAGGAAGCUGCUGCUGCAGGACAGUUAGUGUCAUGGAUAAUGGUGAACAAUAGAUCUAAAUUUUUAAGAAAACUCGAAAUUUAUUUUAAAGACCAACCUGCACAACUUAGAAAAAUAUAUAAAUGUUUAACUGAAUUAUCUCAGACUGCAGAUGUUUCCAUGGAAAAAAUAAAAAAUACUUUGAUACCUAUGUUUAAAGGAAAUGCAGUGUUAUGUGAUCUAUUUGUACAAAAUUUCUUAAACGAAAGGCCUCCUCCAAGUUUAUUGGAAGGUCCUUAUGAGACUAUUGAUGUAACCAAAGACAUGUCUAGAGUAGACGAUGAAGACAUAGUUGAGACAAUUACAGUUCCAGAUACUGAGGACAAAUAUGGGGGCCCAUCUUGUAUUUGCAAUUGUCACCAAAUAGAAGAUGCAGAAUUUAAGUCUCGAUAUAGGCACUGUACUCGAUGUGGAACACGGUUUGUGAAUGGAAAGGUUUUUAUACAAAGUGGAAGGGGUUUACGGCCCGCUACAGUCUCAUUUCUUACGAAUCCUAAUGAAGAUCAUAAUGCAAGAUUAAUAGGGAAGACCCCAACUGUCACAAGUCAAAGGAAAAAGAGGUCAGAGACCAGCCCAUCAAAACAAGUCCUGUUGUCACCAACCAAAGAAAAUCCUGAUGAGGAGAGUGAAGAUGAAGCAGAUGUUAAAAAGAAAUCAAAGAGGAAAUCUGCAAAGAAGAAACCAUCUGAUAAGGCUUCAAAAGUUUCUAAGGAACCUCAAAAGACUGUACUUACUAAAAAAAGUAGAUCUAGUAGAAAUAGCAAUAGUAAAUUUGGUAAUGCAAGUCCAACUAAUAAGGAGUACAAAACUAGUAGAAAAAGAACAUAUUCGGUAAAAAAAUGUAAAGAAAGUAAUAAAAAAGCAGAUAAGCCUCUAGAAGAAAAGAUUACGGUAAAGGCAGGUUCAUCAUUGGGUCAACAAAAGCGACUAGCUAAUGAAUCUAUGGAAUGGGCGGAUAAUCCUGGUAUAUCUUCUUUGGAAUUGAAGGUAAACAGUCCAGGUCAACAAACUGCAGAAUCUGAGAGUGAAUUUUGUGAGGAAUCUUCACAAGAUAAUUGUGAGUCUGACAGUAACUCUAGUAUAUCCUCAAUUAAUAAUCAUUCACAAAGUGACAGCAAUACAGGAGAAGAAUGUUCAUGGAAGCGAGAAGAGGAUAAGAUUAUUUUAGAAACAUUUCAAAAGGAGAACGACAAAGAAUAUGCUUUUAAAAUUAUCGCCGAUCAAUUAAAAAAUAGAACGGUUCCGCAAAUUAGCAACCGUUUUCAGACUUUAAUGACUUUACUAUUGGAAACUUUAGGAAAUUCUUAAUAAUUUGAUUUCAGAUUAUUGUACAUAUUUGUGAUUUUUAAGACUUCUUUAAUUUUUUUUAAGUGUGUGUAAUUCAUAAUUA
Messenger RNA from Anoplophora glabripennis (Asian longhorned beetle), 4563 nucleotides. RefSeq lists its product as uncharacterized. The record is from RefSeq and is a predicted model, not a curated record. Gene Ontology annotation, cellular component: nucleus. Gene Ontology annotation, biological process: regulation of DNA-templated transcription. Gene Ontology annotation, molecular function: transcription coregulator activity. NCBI's taxonomy places the organism in Eukaryota, Metazoa, Arthropoda, Insecta, Coleoptera, Cerambycidae.